AUGAAGACUACCCGUCUUGAGAUGGUAUAUCAAGUUAAUGUUGUGUUGUAUAUCGAAAAAGAAACUACUUUGAGAAAUUAUCGUCUUAUUAACAAACGAGCACUUGAAGCAAUUCGUUGUUUAAAAGUGAACCCACGUUCCAUCUAUUUAGGUUAUAACUUCCUUUUUAAUUUCUUUCCACAUCUUAACACACUCACUGGGAAUAUGAACACUAUAAUUCACUCUUUGACACAAAAGCAGAUGAAUCAGAUCACGUGGUUCGACUGCUCUAAUGCUGAGAUAUCACCAGAAGCUUUUGAUGAUGCCAUUCUGAGUAAAAUCAUCACUAUUGCUAUACAAAUCGACAGUUUUAGUUAUGUUCAAAAACACUGUCCAAAUGUGAGAAAAGUAGUUGUGACAGUUUAUGACGACGUCACAUUUGAAAAUAUAAAAUUUAAAUGUUUACAAAAACUUGUAAUUAAAAAAUCUGUGAAUGAAAAAUUGUUAAUUAAAAUUUCUGAUUUUGUUGCGACAAACCCCGACGUGGCUAUUGGACUUUUUAAUAUAGAAAGGGACGAAGUGGACAUCGACACAAAUUCCAAUGAUAAAUAUCACAGAAUAUGCAUUAAAGAACCCGUCGAAGACAAACAAAAAAUAACAUUCACUUCUAACAUACAAAAAUUUGAAGAAGAACAAUUUCCAUAUUUUAAAAUGCCAACUACAAACGUUAAAAGUUUUGAUGAAAAGUAUCUUAAUUCACAUGACAUUAAAAAACAUUCAUAUCUUUGUCCACAUAACGUAUAUACGUUGUAUACACUCAAUAUCACGUUUGAUCGAAAUUCAGUCAAAAACAUUGACUUGACAAAUUUAUUUGGGUUGUUACAGUUUUCGGUCUUUUUUAAAAAGACUGUGGAAACGACUAUUACAAUGCCAAAUCCAAGAAACGAGAUUUGUAAACUUUAUAAACUCGAAGUUGUCACGCCAUCACCAAAUAAAAUAUCAUUUGUUGGGACGGAUAGAUGCACGCAAUUACAAACAGUGAACAUCAACUGCGCAUUUUAUAAUAUUGCACUUGAUUUAAAGAAUCGAGUACAGUUAUUGUUGAUUAACACAGGAAAUGAAAUUGCAAAAGUCGAUUUUCGAAAUGUGUUUGAAUGUUAUUAUUGCGUGUUCCGCGGUCUUUUUGAUGUUGAAGAAAUCACACUCAGAAACGAUAUAUUCGACUGUUUGUUAUUACCAAUACAAAUGAAAAGUUUGCGUAAAGUCGUAUUCCUUCUUUCGUCAAAUAAAAAGGAAUGUGUCAAGAGAAAUGAAAAACAAAAACUUAUAAAUUGUGUUGGUCACCCUAUUGAAAUCGUGAUGAAAUAA
Entamoeba invadens IP1 is the source of this 1347-nucleotide messenger RNA. RefSeq lists its product as hypothetical. Bases 1 to 1347 code for a protein of 448 amino acids. The record is from RefSeq and is a predicted model, not a curated record. NCBI's taxonomy places the organism in Eukaryota, Evosea, Mastigamoebida, Endamoebidae. The transcript has a single exon.